CUUUUACGUACGCCCGCUCUCAACUUGCAAGACGUUGAACGGUCGCCCAUAUCGUGAGCACGAGCCAAGCUCUGAUCAGCCCUACCUCUCUCGCGCAGGACUGUGCCAGCGACAGAAAGCAGAGGCAGAUGACCAUUGAUUGCCCUUGUGCACAUUGCAUCAGCAAAACCGGACGCGAGGGUACUACUACUACUACUACGACGUACGACAAAUGAAAGACCCUGGCGCCCAACUCUGUGAUGACUCGCCAUCCCUUUGACAGCCGUAAGGCCAAGCCCCGCACGGUCGCAUACAAACAUUGCUCGCGCGUGAGCGAGUGCCGAACAUCAGAACGCGUCGCGUCACCCGAGAUGAAGAAACGAACCAGGGUCCAUGUUGCGCCCCACGCCCGGGCCGGCAGCCGGGACCAGAACUCCACUGUUGUCCGAGCCGGCAGGGCCGGGAAAGAAGAAACCUUGUUCAGCUUUUGUUGGUCGUACGAUGAAAAGCUUCCGCCGCUGACGCCUGCGUGGACGGGCAGGCAGGGAAGGGGGGUCGCUUUGGGUAAAGUCGCAGGUCGCAAACGCACAAGCAAAUGGAGUGGAGAGACAUGGGACCCAAAACGGGUGAGAGAAAAAGUCAAUGGGUUCCCUUUUGAACACCUCUGCGGCCUGAUAGUCUCGUCCACAAUUGCUUUCUUUUUCUGAGAUUAUACUACUACUACUACUGCCAUCGGCUUGGACGCCUCCCCGCAGCCUUGAUCGUGACGAAUUUGAACGCGCUAUGCUCGGGGCGCGUCACCCGGCUUCAUCCACAGCCACGGACAGGGGUCGCCACGGCCAACAUGACGAGGUUGGCCGCGAGAGAGAUGCUGCUGCCGCUGUGGCGGCUGCCGCCACCUCUGAGCCCCUUGCGUCGGGGGUUGCGAGAUUGGAGCCUACCUCGCGCAUGACCGGUCACCAAUGGUUCUACAUCUUCGUCCUCGACGGCCUCGGAGCCAUGGUGCUGUCCGGCGGCGUCAACUUUGCCAUUGCCUACGCCAUGUACACGACCCAGGACACGCACGAGCGGCCUAUCCGGCUCCUCGGGCUGCCCAAUACGCUCGCAGGGGACGCGGCCGUGACCAUUAUUGUGCAGUGCAUCAUCACAUGGUUCGUCGAGUGGGCGCUCGUCGCGCACGACCUCGCGCACCGGUCCGUCCACCCUAUCGGCUGGGUGACCUUUCCGUCGUCGUCGUCGUCGUCGACAUCCCAGCGGCUGCUGCGGUGGUGGCUUUUUCUUCCCGUUACGGGUGGCGUUGGAGACGAGGAGCAGCAGCAGGCAGACGCGUCUUCGCCUCAGUCCUCGGUCGAAUUGGUGCAACGCGUGCGCGUCAACUCACUCGCCGCCGUCUUCCAACAGGGGCUGCGAGGCUUUCUGCUCGCGGUGCCAAGCUUCCUCGUCCUGUGGCCCAUAUCGGUAGGCGUGCUCACGACGAUUGGGCGCAAGGACGGAGCGGAUUGGGUGUUCGAGGACAGGUGGGCGCCGCAGGUGUUCAAGCUCGUCCUCGGCGGGGUGUUGGGGCUGUUGACGACGCCGCUGAUGGCCAUGUUCUGGCUUGCGCGAGCGGGAUGGGAGGCGGCGGGAUGUGGGUCACGACAGCCGUGAAGCUUUGUCGUUGGGAACGUGUUGGCCCUGUUGUGCGCUUGGACGCUGGUUACCUUUUUAGAGCGCGCGCGUUGUUGGUUGACGCUCGCCUGGAUGCUGUCGUGGGGGGGCAGCAUCAGCCCUCGUGAUGCCAUCCGAUAAUAUCAGCAAGCAAGGGAUGAACAGGGCGCCGCGCAUGCACUUGAGAAAGUAAAAGAAACAUGUCCCCCCGCUGCGCGCAAGGUAUACUGUACAUGUAGGGCUUCGGACCCUGGACUUGUCUGAAACGAGGCAUCCGUCCUCUGUUCGGUUCCUCGUUCUUUGGGGAGGUCAUCUCGGGUAUCGGUUUCUUUGGGAUAGCCGAGCCAAUUAAUGUCUUUGCCUAUCGAUCGAGUAUCCAUGUGAUGGCGGGGCGCGAGGGCCAAUAUUUUCAGUUGAAUAGAUCGAUAGAAGGGCUUCUGAAUAG
Molecule: messenger RNA, 2071 nt
Organism: Purpureocillium takamizusanense
Lineage: Eukaryota; Fungi; Ascomycota; Sordariomycetes; Hypocreales; Ophiocordycipitaceae
Exons: 3
Coding region: 763-1626 (287 amino acids)
Source: RefSeq, a predicted model, not a curated record